AUGGAUCCUUUUGGAGCAGAAGGCGAGCUGGUGAACAUCCACACCGCGUUUGUCCAAGGGCAAUACGAAUUGGUCCUCUCCGACUUUGAAGCCUCCUCCUUUUCCGACACCAAUCGCCAGCCCGUGCAGAUCCUCCAAUAUCGAGCACAAUGCGCCCUCGGGCAAUACGACGACGUCAUCAAAAGUGUAGGAAAUAGCAGCGUCCCCGAUUUGCAGGCCGUCAAAGCCCUUGCUACGUUUCUCAAGAAUGGAUCGGACGGGGCGGUAGCGGAUGCGGAGAAGCUGUCAGAGACACAAGGCGAGAAUCUGACGGUGCAAUUGCUGUGUGGGAUUGUGUUGGCCCGCGCAGGCAAGGCGGAUCAGGCGCUGGCCUUGCUCAGCCGUCAUGAGGGCAGUCUGGACGCCGUGGCGUUGAGCGUGCAGAUCCAUCUCAGUCAGAAUCGGACAGACCUGGCGUUGAAGGAGGCGAAGAGUGCGCGGAGUUUUGCACAGGAUGCUCUGUUGGUGAACUUGGCGGAAAGCUGGGUUGGCAUGAGACAGGGCGGAGAAGACUACCAAAAGUCAUUCUACGUCUUCGAGGAACUCGCGCAGGCGCCUUCAUCCGCAUCGGCCACUUCGCUCAUCGCACAAGCCGUGUCAGAGCUGCACAUGGGCCGACUCGAAGAAGCAGAGACGGCGCUCAACCAGGCUCUGGUCCUGGAACCAGACAACAGCGCGGCAUUGGCGAACAAGGUGGUGCUGGAUAGCAUCAACGGCAAGGAUGUGAGUGAGGUGCGGAGCAAGCUGCAAAGCGUCGACUCCCAGCACGAAAUGCUCCUCGAUUACGCGGCGAAGAAAGAAGCAUUCCAGGCGGCAUUGGAAAAGUACAGUCCCAAGUUCGAGGCAUGA
Messenger RNA from Neohortaea acidophila, 888 nucleotides. RefSeq names its product coatomer epsilon subunit-domain-containing protein. Lineage: Eukaryota; Fungi; Ascomycota; Dothideomycetes; Mycosphaerellales; Teratosphaeriaceae. Gene Ontology annotation, molecular function: structural molecule activity; protein binding. The transcript is spliced from 2 exons. Gene Ontology annotation, biological process: intra-Golgi vesicle-mediated transport; endoplasmic reticulum to Golgi vesicle-mediated transport; retrograde vesicle-mediated transport, Golgi to endoplasmic reticulum. Gene Ontology annotation, cellular component: COPI vesicle coat. The record is from RefSeq and is a predicted model, not a curated record. The coding region runs from base 1 to 888 and encodes 295 amino acids.